UGAGAUUUUGAUUGGUUGUCUCUCAGCCUACACUAUGAUGGAAGAAAAUGCAGCUGGUCAUGAUAACUGCAUGCAGAGAGACCAGGGUUUCUUGGCAAACUCUAACAUGGGAGAAUCAGAAGCUGAUAGCCAGACAUUUCAGAUGCUUAUUCCAAAAAAAGAGGAGAAGCAACAUGGAGUUAGACUGCUCACACAUAAGAGCGACUUCACGCAGCCACAACAAUGCAAUCACACAAUGCCUGAAGCUGUGUGAAGCAGCCAUCACCAUGAUGAUUAUUUUUGCCAACCAGUCUGAAAAUGGACAAGUGCUCCAUGUUAUUCCUUCAACAUUGCCAGGUCUGGCACAAGUGAUUAUUCCCCAAGACCAGCUUUUGGAUGUCACCAGCUCUCAAGAAGAGAAAAAUGGUAAUGAGGAUUUGCAGACAGUGACUUUGGCUACUAUAGCAGACAGUACAAGCAAUUACAUACUUCAGCCUCAAGUAUCUUUCACAUUGCUAAAGAAGGCAGCCACCAGGUUCCUGGGUCAUUGCAGGAACCCUUGUAGGUGGUGGAAUGCUAGAAGGCAUUGGAGUUGAGUUCCAGCCCCUGAGGCUGUGCUUGGGGUUCUCUUUGGAAGAAGAAUGGAAUGCGGACAACCCUGAGAGUCCACUGGAUUGGUUCUGUGACCGUUGGCUCUCAUCCUGUAAAAAGAAGAAUGCCGCAGGUGGAGUAAUCUCAGGCCUCCAGGGUACUGACUCCAGAAAACUGCUCAUCAUGACUACCCAGCCCUGGAAAAAGCAACUGCUCACUACAAAGCUAUUUCUGCGCCCUUGGCUUAAUUACGGGACAGAAGAUGGUGGAAAAGGGAAAUCUAGGAAUUUCUUCAAGUUCAUUACCAACCUUAUCCGGAUGAUCAGAGUCUGCCGGUGUUUCCGACGUGGACUGAAGGGAUUCCAAGGAUAUCAACUGAUAGAGAAAGACGUCCGUGGGGAGAUUGAGGAAGAAAAGACAGGCUCGCACAUUGUAUUUGAGCAGCAUGAAUUCAUCGUUUCAAAGGAUCAUUUUCCUUUUAGAGCAAUCCAAAUAACCAGGAAGCCACCAGCAUGGAGGACUGAUCAUGAAGUGAGGCACUUAAAAAACCGCUUGCAGCUCCUGGAAAGUUUCCGACAAUACAGCCCAACUCUGCAAACUCUUCUGGCCAGAGUGGUUCGCUUUGAACAGUUUGGACGCAGGAGAGUGAUUAUCAAGAAGGGGCAAUCUGGGGACAGUUUCUACUUCAUCUAUUUUGGUACAGUUGCUAUCACUGAUGAUGAGGAUGGGACCAGCGCCUUUGUGCAGCCAUCUCCAACUCUAAUUCACAGAGGGGCCUGUUUUGGAGAAGUUGCCCUCUUACAAGGAACAAAAAGAUUGGCAACGGUUGUAUGUAUGGACGAAACAGAGCUACUGGUUGUGGAUAAGAAGGAUUUUUUCAAGUACAAACUAGACCAGGAACUUCAACGAGAAUCAAAAAUUCGGUUUGAUUUUUUGAGAACACUGGAUCUUUUCAAAACAUUGCCAGAUUCUUCAAUAGAGGACAUAAGUAACAUCUGCAAAGCUGAGCGGUCCCACUAUGGACAGGUGAUCACCAAUGAUCUUUCAGACUCCUCCAAUGUAGUACUGAUUUCGAAGGGCGUUUGUGAGGUUUUGCGACUGGUCGACCUCAGCACGUGUCCAUCUUAUCACCAGUGGCUCUCCAAGCAAAUGCGUUUUCCCAAGCGCAAACUACAGAUAAAAGAACGGCAGCGCUUGGCUGCUGCGAUAACUUGUGUGGACAGGUUUAAAAGCACCAUGUGGAGUCCCUGUGCUGAAUCUGGGCACAAACUGACUGAGUUGAAAGAACAUUAUACUCACCAGCCGAGCCAAGGCUACAGUAGAUACAAGAUGGGAAGUUACACCUCCAACAGGAGUCAAAAAAGUGUAGUGAUAGGAGUGGAUACGUGUGACAAGAGUUCAUUUAGUGAAGAACAACAUCAUCUUGGUGAGGAACAAGAGAUGGUUCAAAAUAUUAUAUCAGGAAGAGAAUUUGAAAAGGAUUUAAUGUACACCACAUCUUAUGGAGAGAUGCCAGUUUCUGUUUCAGCGGCAGUAUACAUGAGAAUGGAUCAGUUGCAUAAAGGGGAGUACAUAGCCAACCUGCAAGAUAACCGCACAAUGAUUUUGGUCAGUAAAGGGGCUGAGAUAAUCCGUUUGAAAAAGGAGAAGAUUGAGGAAUUUUCCGAUGAUACCACAAGAGCAAGGCUAAACGAUAUGGCAACUAAAUAUCCCAGUGAUGAUGAGCUCUGCCAGGUCUUUCUCCGGCAUAAUUCCUGGGAAAUGUUUAAGAAAGAUCUAGUGAACCUUGUGUUGCAGCCCAAGCUCAUAAAGAUGGUCUAUCCCCCACACCCGUGCCCCACGGAUGAAACCUAUGCUUCAUGGCUCAUGAAUCGAUCAGGCAUCUUGGACCUCACUCUCCUGCGCAACACAAAAGAGCCUCCCCAAGAGAAAAUCAGAUAUGUUCCCACCCUCUUUGGCCGUGACAAAGAUAGCCUGCCGAUGAUUCACUCCAAAUUGAUUCAGCCAAAAUUGAUUCAUGGUAUCAAUGUCUUCCGUUCCAAUUUGGAUGGCGCAUUUUAGUGAGCUCCACAAGUUUUACAAGCCAUAGCAGCACCGAGACAUUCCUGAAAGGUCAGGGAGUCCUACUUGGUGAUUCAUACAAGUGUACAUACAUACUUAUAUUCAUUUUGUGCAAAUUUUGUUCCUUUUAUGUGUUGUUAUGCUAUUUCUCUCUUUUUCUUUACAAUAGAUUUGUUUUGAAUUCUGAAACUGUUACGUCUUAUUUUCAAUAAUAGAUGUUUUCCUUUCAAAAUGCAGCAUAUGUGUGUGUAUAGUGCUUGUGUGUACACACACACAUCAAUAAAUUAUAUUU
This is a messenger RNA of Anolis sagrei ordinatus, 2923 nucleotides long. It is a transcript of the gene CNBD2, whose product is annotated as cyclic nucleotide binding domain containing 2. Gene Ontology annotation, biological process: spermatogenesis. Gene Ontology annotation, molecular function: cAMP binding. The record is from RefSeq and is a predicted model, not a curated record. NCBI's taxonomy places the organism in Eukaryota, Metazoa, Chordata, Lepidosauria, Squamata, Anolidae.